AUGUUGCCCACAACAGCCCCAGCGCCCUCCACGGUCGUGCGCUACAUCGUGCGGAGCUCGGACGUGAUAUCAGACAUGCGCGUGAACGUCUUUGAGGAGGCUGCGGAGCGCGUCGUAUGGUACAAGGCAAGUGAAAGGUUUCUUGAGGACAAGGAGGUGGUCGAGCACAUCGUCGACAACGCGACGUCGACGACGCUCUGGACGAUACAUCGCCCGCUGCGUGGCUGGUACAUCCGCCUCCGCGCGCCCUCCUUCCCACCACACACCUACAUCUCCCUCCUCCCCAUCCCCCGUUCCUCCCCAUAUCACGCGCAAGCAGCCCUCACCUUCUCCUGCCGCACCAUCGCUCCGCACCCCGUCCGCCCCUCGCCCUCCAUCCCGUCCGCCACAGCACCCCCACCCCCGCCCGCGCCCACAGCAGCGCCCACCUCGCCUCCAGAACCCAAAUCCUCCCUCGACUCCGACACCACGCUCUCCCCAUCGCCAGACGCCGAGUUUUCUCCAGACGACGCCACCGCCUCGCCCCCCGAAACACCCGUCAACUCGCCCUCGCACACGUACCCCCCAGCACCGACUCCGCCAGCCAUCCGCGUCUCCCCGCCCUCCCCCGCCUCCGUCCGCGCUAAGCUCGCUGCCCUCUCCGGCACCACUACCGACGCAGACGCCUCUACCACCGCCGCCGCCGCACCCGCACGCUCCCUCUCCCUCGCCCAGGCAAAGUCAAAGGCAAAGGCAAAAUCGCGGCCCCAAAUGCAGCUCACGCAUUUCCUCCUCACGCCACAGCAAAGCACCGAGCCCCCGCCCCCCGACGCAGGCCUCCUCGCGCGCGCCCUGCGCGCCUUCAAGAGCACCGCGCCCUCCGCCGCCAGCAGCUCCUUCACCCUCGCCCCGAUCCCCCCCGCGCCCCCUCCCGCCCCCACACCCGCACCGCCCUCCGUGCCCCCGCCGCUCACGCGCGCGCCCCCCGCGGCGCCGGACGUCCCCGCGCCCGAGCCGGCCCCGCGGCCGCCCCCGCCCGCGCUGCUGACCUUCGCAGACACGACGCCGGUGUUCACCGUGCGCUCCUCGUCCGGCGUGCUCGAGCUCCGCGCGGACGCGCUCGCCGCGCUCGGCGUAGACGCCGCGUUCUGGGUCGCGCUCGCGCUCGCGUACGCGGACUUUUUGGGCGACCGCGACGUGAGUCUCCCCCUCCUCGAACCGCCGCUCGGCUCGCGUCUUUUGCUUCCCCCUCGCGACGUCGGCGGAGCUACCUCGCCGCGAUCUCCGACUAACCCACGAUCGGGCGCCGAGCGCGCGCCUGCACUGCCUGCCUGCCUGCCUACACUGAACCGCACCACACCACGCCGCACCGCAUCGCUCGACGUCCAGCCCGCGUUAGCCCCCCUCGCGCGGAGACUGCGAGCGAUCCGAUCCGAUCCGCGACCCCCCACCCCCGCCCCCCCGCCCUCACGCGACCCGUCUCCCGUCUCCCGUCUCCCGUCUCCCGUCUCCCGUCUCCCGAAGCCCAGCGAAGCCCGCACCGUCUCCUCGCACGAUCCGCCAUCCCCAGCUUCGGCAUCGCGUCCGCGCUUAUCGGUACUCGAGACGAUCCCGUCCGGGUAUUAUAUUCGCUCCGCACGUGAACGCGAGCACUGA
This is a messenger RNA of Heterobasidion irregulare TC 32-1, 1635 nucleotides long. RefSeq lists its product as uncharacterized. The record is from RefSeq and is a predicted model, not a curated record. The transcript has 6 exons. NCBI's taxonomy places the organism in Eukaryota, Fungi, Basidiomycota, Agaricomycetes, Russulales, Bondarzewiaceae. The coding region runs from base 1 to 1635 and encodes 544 amino acids.